Fusarium proliferatum ET1 is the source of this 474-nucleotide messenger RNA. RefSeq lists its product as uncharacterized. The record is from RefSeq and is a predicted model, not a curated record. The coding region runs from base 1 to 474 and encodes 157 amino acids. The transcript has a single exon. NCBI's taxonomy places the organism in Eukaryota, Fungi, Ascomycota, Sordariomycetes, Hypocreales, Nectriaceae.
AUGACAGACCUUGAGGACGUUAAGAAAUUCCGACUCAUCCUCGAAAAUACUUAUGAUUGGGCAAUCCAGGUGUUUAAACCAAUGAUGGACACCUAUAUUCGUCAAUGGAAGUUUGUCUACUCUGAAGAUGGACGUAGCUUUGCGACUGCAGCAAUGGAACGUGAACAACAGAGAAAGGAGAUAUCAAGAAAAACACUUCGAUUCGUCUUGGCUGCUCUGGGUGAUGAAGCAGACCUCGAUGCUGACGAUGAUUUGCGUCGAGCUACCAAGCUGAGGCUAGUAGACCUGUGUGAUACAUUCGUUCAAGACACAGACCAAAUAAUUGCGGAAGAACUUGAGAAGUUACACUUGAAGAACUAUGAUGAUGACGAUAAUGAGGACAAUGAAGAGAGCGAGGAAAGCGAGGAGAGCGAGGACGAAGAUGAGGAUGAGAAAGAGCUGGUAUGGGACCCUAUCAGGAGGAAAUAUGUGUGA